This is a messenger RNA of Spinacia oleracea (spinach), 1182 nucleotides long. NCBI's taxonomy places the organism in Eukaryota, Viridiplantae, Streptophyta, Magnoliopsida, Caryophyllales, Amaranthaceae. The record is from the annotation of a RefSeq genome assembly.
AUGGCUGUACCAACUACCAGAAAAGACCUCAUGAUAGUCAAUAUGGGCCCUCACCAUCCAUCAAUGCACGGUGUUCUCCGACUCAUCGUUACUUUAGACGGUGAAGAUGUUAUUGACUGUGAACCGAUAGUGGGUUAUUUACACAGAGGUAUGGAAAAAAUUGCGGAAAAUCGAACAAUUAUACAAUAUCUGCCUUAUGUAACACGUUGGGAUUAUUUAGCUACUAUGUUUACAGAAGCAAUAACUGUAAAUGGACCAGAACAAUUGGGAAAUAUUCAAGUACCUAAAAGAGCUAGCUAUAUCAGAGUAAUUAUGUUGGAGUUAAGUCGGAUAGCUUCGCAUUUAUUAUGGCUCGGCCCUUUUAUGGCCGAUAUUGGCGCGCAGACCCCUUUUUUCUAUAUUUUAAGAGAAAGGGAAUUAAUAUAUGAUUUAUUCGAAGCUGCUACCGGUAUGAGAAUGAUGCAUAAUUAUUUUCGUAUUGGAGGAGUAGCUGCCGAUCUUCCUUAUGGAUGGAUAGAUAAAUGUUUAGAUUUUUGUGAUUAUUUUUUAAUAGGGCUUACUGAAUACCAAAAACUUAUUACGCGAAAUCCUAUUUUUUUAGAACGAGUUGAGAACGUCGGCAUUAUUGGUGGAGAAGAAGCAAUAAAUUGGGGUUUAUCAGGCCCAAUGCUACGCGCUUCCGGAAUACAAUGGGACCUGCGUAAAGUUGAUCAUUAUGAGUGUUACGACGAAUUUGAUUGGGAAGUCCAAUGGCAAAAAGAAGGAGAUUCAUUAGCUCGUUAUUUAAUACGAAUCGGUGAAAUGGCCGAAUCUGUAAAAAUUAUACAACAAGCUCUAGAAGGAAUUCCAGGGGGUCCCUAUGAGAAUUUAGAAAUUCGACGCUUUAAUAGAAUAAAAUAUCCUGAAUGGAAUGAUUUUGAAUAUCGAUUCAUUAGUAAAAAGCCAUCUCCUGCUUUUGAAUUGUCGAAACAAGAGCUUUAUGUAAGAGUCGAAGCCCCAAAGGGAGAAUUAGGAAUAUUUUUGAUAGGAGAUCAGAGUGUUUUUCCUUGGAGAUGGAAAAUUCGUCCCCCGGGUUUUAUCAAUUUGCAAAUUCUUCCUCAGUUAGUUAAAAAAAUGAAAUUGGCUGAUAUUAUGACGAUACUAGGUAGCAUAGAUAUCAUUAUGGGAGAAGUUGAUCGUUGA